UAGAAACCCCCGUCAGUCUUCGACUUUCCUCUCUCACUACAAAAAGUCAAAAACCAAUAAACCAUCACCUCUCUCUCUCUCUCUCUCUCUCUCUCUCACUUCUUCGUUGCCAGAGACCUGUCGCUUUCUGCCAACGUCCACCGCGUGCUUUUACCCAAAAUACCCCCUCGCCUUUCCCACAAAUUCCACCGAUGUCCUCCCCACCGAUCCUCCCAAUCUCGGUCACAUCACUGUACAAGUCGUCGAUCGCCUCCCCGGCCCUGCGCGAGUUCGCCUCACGCUCCUCCGACUCCCUCCGCCGCGCGUUCGCACGGCGCCGCCCCUGGACGGAGCUCGCCGACCACACCGCCUUCUCCCGGCCCGACAACCUCGCCGUCGCCGCCUCCCGCGUCCGCAAGAACGCCUCCUACUUCCGCGUCAACUACCUCACCGUGGUCGCGGCCGUGCUCGCCUUCUCGCUCCUCUCCCACCCGUUCUCCCUCCUCACGCUCGUCUCCCUCCUCGCCGCCUGGCUCCUCCUCUACGUCUUCCGCCACCAGGAACACCCCGUCGUCGUCUACGGCCGCACCUUCUCCGACGCCGAAACCCUGGGGGUACUGAUCGCGCUGACGGUGAUCGUGUUUUUCCUCACCAGCGUCGGGUCCCUGCUCCUGUGGGCCGCGCUGGUUGGAUCGGCGAUCGUGUGCGUUCACGGCGCGUUUAGGGUUCCAGAGGACCUGUUCCUCGAUGAUCAAGAGCAGAUGGGAUCAGGCCUCUUCUCGUACGUCGGCGGGGCCGCAUCGUCUGCUGCCGUCGCCGCUGCACCUUCCGUUGUAAUCUCGCGUGCUUGAAGUCGUGUUGAUCAGAUCCAAGUUGUCUACGAAGUAUUUUUUACACCGGUGGAGCGUGCAACGCACCGGAUCGGAAAUCUAGGGCCCGGAUUUAAUUGAUUUACGAUUUGUUAAGACAUAUGGCACUUGUUUGUAUCCUACGUGAAAUUGUUUGAGAAUUCAAAUUCUUGAAUUUUAAUUUUUUUUACUGCUAAAUUUUGUUCGA
Rhododendron vialii is the source of this 1035-nucleotide messenger RNA. Its product is annotated as PRA1 family protein B3-like. NCBI's taxonomy places the organism in Eukaryota, Viridiplantae, Streptophyta, Magnoliopsida, Ericales, Ericaceae. Gene Ontology annotation, cellular component: Golgi apparatus; endoplasmic reticulum. The record is from RefSeq and is a predicted model, not a curated record. Gene Ontology annotation, biological process: vesicle-mediated transport. The coding region runs from base 192 to 830 and encodes 212 amino acids. The transcript has a single exon.